AUGUCUCAUUUGAUGCCCCGACAGGAAGUAACGACUGUGGUCAGUCAUACAAGUUCUGUUGAAGCGCCUGGGAGGACAGUGACGCUGGAACGCACAUCGACGUCUUAUGCACCGCCGCCGCCCCAAACAAACUCACCAGAGCCUGAGAAGAACGAUUCCAGUACACCAGCAGGCCCCGUAGCAGGAGGUGUUGUUGGAGGUGUUGUGGGACUCGCCCUGAUUCUAGGUGUUCUUUGGUACCUGAUUCAUCGCAUUCGACGUAAUCGUGCCACACGUGCUUUGGAUGAUAUGUACGCCGAAACUGGUAUGGGAGGCGGUGGCGUGGAUCGCCAUGCACGUACGCGAGCUAAUAAUCCAGCCACUAUGCCUUUGUCGAGCUCAUGGGACUCUGGCACGCCGAUCCACAUGGAGCAGGAUAUGUACGAUGCACCGAUGGCUGUGCCAACAGAUCCGACACAAACUGCAUUCGCUGCACCCAUUCAUUCGCAAGCACGCCAAGACUCACUUGAUGCUCCGGGCUUUAUCACACAUCCAUUGGAGGCGGAUGUGCCUUGGCAGACUCACAUCAUCCCGGAAGACCCGUCGGUGUCUGUCGCUCACCAAGCCCCGCAUGAGUCGUAUGUACCUGAAGCUUUGCGCGUAACAAAUGCUGGCUUGGAGCCGACAACUCCACCUUCCAUGCCUGCGUAUGCUCAAGAAGCUGAACAGGCAGUUGAGGAAAACCCUCGAAUGGGCACUUUGAUAUCCGAGAGGACUCAGCCACCUGGCACAGGUACACAGGUGAACCCCACGUUGCUUACAGUUAGGCCUGAUAACAGCACAUCCCCUAAUGGAACUAUACCGCCGGGAACGUCUCACUCUGGCACUGCUUUGCAGUCGACGCCAGCUGAGCUUUCCGUGAACACAAAUCAUUUGGAACGGAAUGCAAGUUUAGCCGAAGACGAACGUUCACCUCUAUCAAUGUACAUGUGGCUUCCAUCUCACAAAGUGGCCGGCAUCACUUCACCAAGUCAAACCGCGUCACAAACACCUGCGACUAAUACUGUAUCCACCGGCGACUACUCCACCCAAACAUUGAAUCGUGUCAACUCUAGCUCUUAG
Messenger RNA from Malassezia globosa CBS 7966, 1101 nucleotides. RefSeq lists its product as uncharacterized. The transcript has a single exon. The record is from RefSeq and is a predicted model, not a curated record. The coding region runs from base 1 to 1101 and encodes 366 amino acids. NCBI's taxonomy places the organism in Eukaryota, Fungi, Basidiomycota, Malasseziomycetes, Malasseziales, Malasseziaceae.